Colletotrichum orchidophilum is the source of this 1044-nucleotide messenger RNA. RefSeq lists its product as uncharacterized. Lineage: Eukaryota; Fungi; Ascomycota; Sordariomycetes; Glomerellales; Glomerellaceae. The record is from RefSeq and is a predicted model, not a curated record. The coding region runs from base 1 to 1044 and encodes 347 amino acids. The transcript has 2 exons.
AUGAAGACCUCCAACAAGAACGCCGAUGCGAACGAGAUUGACGGCGGCGGAACCGCGAGAUGCAAACGUGCAGUCAGCGAGCCUGGCGGUGCAGGCUUGAUGUCGAGCUGCGAUGGGCAAGGAUGUCACGCCCCGUUGCAAGCAGUCACCGCGGCGCGGUCCGAUCUAAGUCGCCGUGCUCACAACGGAGGACCUAAAGUGCCCCCUUCUAGGUGCGGACGGGCGGUGGCUGCUUUGUGGGUUCCUCUUGGAGCUCCUGACAUUGCAACGCCUGGCUGCGACGAAGGCAAUGCGAAAGCAAGGAAUGGUGACUUCAGAAAGGUGCCGGGAAAUGAAGAAUCAUCAGCCGCCGGCGACCACGACGCCGUGCAUCAGCAGACCGAUACCAGCGUGACUGAAGAGCCUGCAGUGACUUGUUCGAAAGGCUUCGGCUCGCUCUCAGACGUGUGCAAGAAGGCCAUCACCUCGUCAAAGCCUAUCUCGACACCAGAUAACAUUGCCAGUCCUCACGAGGAGGUGGUGGACGUCGCCUGUGCCCUGCAAACUGGCUCACGACGACAUCCGGGCUCGCGCGGAUUUCAGUUGAAGUCUAUACCAGCGUCCGCCGCUCGCAUCACGUUGCUGAUUGCAGAGUGCAGACAAGGUUCCGAAGAACCCGCACCAAGACUUGGACGGAAAUCGGCAGAAUACGAUGCCAUCGUCUAUCGUCAGGAUGAAGGGGCUGGAGUAAGCCAUGCUAGUCAAGACGACAAUACUAGCGAUCCGCAGCACACUCCCGGCCGCGAUCCGACACAAACCCAACCGUCACCUCUACCAUCUGCAUCUAACGCGGGUCGCCAUUUCAACGCCCUCCAAUCCCCGGGACCGCUCUCAGCAACGUUGUCGCGUUUACGUGCUAGAAACGGCUGCGGCGACGAAAACAAUUCGAACGGCACAGACUGUACUGCGGAUGUCGCACAUAUGGAUAUUUUCAAGUUGCCGCAUCUUUCAGACGUGCCGUUGCCCUCGCCAGAUUGUUUGUAUAGUCACCAGCGUGUUUCAUAA